AUGGAAAAUUACAAUCAGACCUCUACCGACUUCAUCCUCCUGGGCCUCUUCCCCCCAUCCAGCCUGGGCCUUUUCCUCUUCAUUCUCACAGUCCCCAUCUUCCUGAUGGCCCUGACUGGCAACCUCUGCAUGGUGCUGCUCAUCCUCCUGGACGCCCAGCUCCACACACCCAUGUACUUCCUGCUCAGUCAGCUCUCCCUCAUGGACCUCAUUUACAUCUGCACCACUGUGCCCAAGAUGGCUUCUGGUUUCCUAUUUGGAAAUAAGUCCAUCUCCUUCAUUGGGUGUGGGAUUCAGUGCUUCUUCUUUGCAACUUUAGCAGGUUCAGAAGGACUUAUCCUGAUGUCUAUGUCCUAUGACCGUUAUGUGGCUAUUUGCUUCCCUCUGCACUACCCCAUCCGCAUGAACAGAAGAGUGUGUGUGCUGAUGAUCCUGGGAUCCUGGGCCAUGGGUGCUGUGAACUCCUGUGCUCACACAGUCUACGUCCUCCACAUGCCUUACUGCAGGUCCAGGACAAUCAAUCACUUCUUCUGCCAUGUUCCAUCCAUGCUGACUCUGGCCUGUAGGGACACCAGGGUCUAUGAGUACACUGUGUUCAUUAGCACCAUUCUCUUUCUUGUGUUUCCUUUUCUGGGUAUUCUGUGUUCAUAUGUUAGGGUCCUUCUUGCUGUUUAUGGCAUACACUCACAGGAAGGCAGGAAAAAGGCCUAUUCCACCUGCAGCGCCCACCUCACUGUGGUGACUUUCUACUAUGCACCUUUUGCUUAUACUUAUCUCCGCCCAAAGUCCUUUCAAUCUCCUGAGGAGGACAAGGUUCUGGCUGUCUUCUACAUCUUCCUCACCCCAAUGCUCAACCCUGUGAUCUACAGCCUGAGGAACAAGGAAGUGCUGGGGGCCCUCGGAAGAGUGCCUCAGAAAAUCUACUCUGUGAAUACGUAG
Molecule: messenger RNA, 939 nt
Organism: Fukomys damarensis (Damara mole-rat)
Lineage: Eukaryota; Metazoa; Chordata; Mammalia; Rodentia; Bathyergidae
Product: olfactory receptor 2L5
Exons: 1
Coding region: 1-939 (312 amino acids)
Biological process (GO): G protein-coupled receptor signaling pathway
Cellular component (GO): membrane
Molecular function (GO): olfactory receptor activity; G protein-coupled receptor activity
Source: RefSeq, a predicted model, not a curated record